Nicotiana tabacum (common tobacco) is the source of this 885-nucleotide messenger RNA. RefSeq lists its product as uncharacterized. NCBI's taxonomy places the organism in Eukaryota, Viridiplantae, Streptophyta, Magnoliopsida, Solanales, Solanaceae. The record is from RefSeq and is a predicted model, not a curated record. Gene Ontology annotation, molecular function: nucleic acid binding. Gene Ontology annotation, biological process: DNA integration.
AUGGAUGCAUAUAUGACAGUUGUUGUAUUACAUUAUUUGCUAGAAAUUACUCAUGCACUUGUGAUACCAGGUUGGAAAGUUUGUGUUUCCGGCAAUUUUGUCAUUCUGGACUGCCAAGUUGAUGAAGAGAUCCCUAUAAUUUUGGGGAGGCCAUUCUUGGCCACAGGAAGAGCUCUGAUUGACUGUGAAACUAGGAAGCUAAAGAUGAGACUAAAUGAUGAAGAAAUAACGUUCAACAUGCAGAAGUCUAUGCGCCGACCUAGUGAGUACGCUAACUGCUCUCUGAUUGAAGUUGUGGAUGUGAUUCUGGAGGAGGAAGAUAAGGCACUCAACGCAAAAAAACCCUCUAGCAGUCUGCCUGAUAAACUUAGAAGAGAAUUUGACUUGGAAAUAUGUGACCGAAAGGGAAUGGAGAACCUAGUCGUUGAUCAUUUGUCUAGGCUGGAAAGAGCAGAGAAGAAGGUUGAGGUAGAAGAAAUUUUGGACACUUUCCCGGAUGAACAACUGUUGGCCACGAGCCUUGAGGAAGUGGAAGUGUUUGACAUAUGGGGAAUCGAUUUCAUGGUGCCUUUCAUCAUCUCAUAUGGCAACAAGUACAUACUUGUAGCUAUGGACUAUAUGUCAAAAUGGGUGGAAGUUGUGGCACUCCCUACAAAAGAUGCAAAAGGAGUCAUUGGUUUUUUGAGAAAGAAUAUAUUUACCCGAUUUGGCAUUCCAAGGGCAAUAAUCAGUGAUGGAGGCACUAACUUCUGCAAUCGAGCUUUCACAAAGUUGUUAGAAAAAUACGGUGUUCGCUACAAGGUUGCCACCACAUAUCACCCACAAACAAGCAGGCAAGUGGAGGUGUCAAACAGAGAGAUAAAGAGUGUUGGACAAAGGUCGUGA